UGAACUUAUUUUUUGAUGCAUAUUCCGCUGACCGUUGUUUGUGUUGGUUCUGUGGGUCUACUUGAAGUCAAGAUUUGACGCUCGAUAGGGGAAGCCGGUUUUAAGAAAACGCACGGAAUCUCGAACUAAUCGCAACGCAGUUCAUCCCCAGCACCAGCAGCGUGAUGAUCGCGUUCGCGCCAUUAGCCAUCCUAGCGAUCGUUCUAUCGGCUAGCCCCGGUACAGCAAAUACUUUGCACAACAAUCCCUUCGAUGCGAUCAAGGGAUGUCUCCAGUUCGAUGACGUCCCGGGCUACAACGACACCCCGACGUACAUUGCCACCAAUACGUUCCGCAAUGUGGGGCGCACGAGCAGCUCGCGCUACUUCCGGAUCGGUAUCAUGGGCAAGAACGAUGGCCACAUUCGGUUCGGCCGGUCGGCCUUCCCGUUCGACGAGGCGGUCGUCGAGCUAGUCAUCAGCGGUUGGGGCAAUACGCAGUCGGUUGCGCGCCGCCAGACCCGGCGCCGCAAUCAAUCGUUCACCAACGUGCUGCUGAAGGAGGCGUCGACGCCACGGUUGCUGCACAAGUCGCGCCCGCUCGUGUUCCAGCUCGAGGUGUUCGAUAAUGGGCGGGUGCAGCUGACGAAGGACGGCGAGCGGCGUCCGUUCUUCGAGUACAGCGAUAGCGAGAACGCGAUCCCGCCAGACUAUAUGGCGUUCGUGAAGUGGGACGUGGAUCUGGUCUACUUCUACGACUGUCCGCUGAACGAUGGUGGGGCAGGGGCGGUGGGCGAGGAGUCGGUGCUGCUGCGCUGCAGCCUUGCUUGAGGUUGAAGGUUAAGGUCAAACGGUGUAAGGGAAUUGGAAUUAAUAAAUAUGAAAAUAAUUCUUAAA
This is a messenger RNA of Anopheles coluzzii, 875 nucleotides long. RefSeq lists its product as uncharacterized. The transcript is spliced from 2 exons. Bases 165 to 809 code for a protein of 214 amino acids. Lineage: Eukaryota; Metazoa; Arthropoda; Insecta; Diptera; Culicidae. The record is from RefSeq and is a predicted model, not a curated record.